CUCUGGUCCUCCCCGGUGCCUCCAGCCGUCACAUGCCGCUCAUGUGUCGUCCUGCUCGGCUCCGCCUCACAGCUCCUCUGUUAUGAAAGCAGAGCAGUGGGUGUGUGACAAGCGGAGUCCGCUGCAAGAUCCAACCCAGUCGUCCACGAUGCUUCGUGUCACCUCCGCCUCCCUCUACACCUGCUGCCAGAAGGUGAGGCUGCUGCUGCUGCCUCCCUCUGCCUCUGCCUCCACUCUCACCUCCCCCAACAAAAGACCGGAGAACCAGCGCACGGUGGACUCUCUGUACGAGCUGUCGGUGGACAUUAAAAAAGUGCGCAAGUUCAAGGGCUGGGUUCUGUCCGAGAACUCGGCGUACGUGUCUGAAACGGCGGGCCUGCUGAAGGACAUGGGUGCAGACGACACGGUGAUCGCCCGGAUCCUGGAAACCCACCCUGAGGCCAUCCUGUGUCGGCCGGAGGACACCGUCGCCCAGAGAGACCUGUGGGUGUCCGUGUGUCCCAACAGGCGUGAGCUGAUGAGCAUCAUCGAGAAGUUCCCAGCCUCCUUCUUCACGUUAACUCACCAUGACAACCAGCGGGCCAACAUCCUCUACCUCCAGAGCCUUCGCCUCAACAAGAGGAUCAUCAGUAAGCUGAUGGCCAGCGCCCCGCAGAGCUUCAGCCGGCCUGUGGAGAGCAACAAGGAGGUCAUCCACACCCUGAGGGAGACCUACCUGGACCUGGGUGGAGACGAGGGCAACCUACGGAUCUGGCUGCAGAAGCUGCUCAGUCAGAACCCGUACAUUCUGCUGCGACCCGCUGAGGCCUGGAGGGACAGUCUGGGCUUCCUGAGGGAACGAGGCUUCACCACGGAGGAGCUGCUCAGUCUGGUCUGCAGCCUCAGAGCUUCCAUCGCGGAGCUGAAGCCCGAGGCCAUGGAGCAGGCCCUCACCUACAUCGAGGGGGCUCUGGCCUGCUCCGAGGACGAACUCAAGCAGGUGGUGAUCCGCUGCCCGGCCGUCUUGUACUACUCCCUGCCCACCCUGGUGGGGCGGUACCAGGGCCUGAUGGACGUCGGGGUGAGCAUGGACCAGGUGAAGGAAUCUCCCAACGUGCUGGAGCUCACCACCCAGAUCGUGCUGUAUCGCAUCCAGAAGCUGGCCUCCUACGGAUACGACGUGCGCUCGGGCAGCCUGGACGUCAUCGUGGGAACCAAGAAGGACUUCGAGAUGAGUUACGGCAAACUGCACCUCAGGCAGCAGCGACCACUGUUCAACCCCGUGGCUCCUCUGAGAUCUGCGGAGGAGUAAACUCUACAUGCUGCAGUUUGAAGUAGUGGUUUUUGAGAAGCACUUCAUCGCUUCACCCUUUGUGCAAUAUGCAUGGAAAAGUGAGGUACUUUCUAAUGCCAAACUUCCACUAAGACUUGCAUUGAGAUCAUUGCAGAACCAACCGACGCUGCCUUCAUCACGGUCUUCAGAUGCUCUGAAAAUAUGACACCAUGUGUUCACAUUUUUAGCAGGUUUUUUUUUGGGAAGUAUUGCGUUUUAUAUGAAAAAUAUGCCAAGGAAUAUAUGGUGUAACAUUGAAACUGAGUAAGGAUGUAAAGGAAUGUGUGGAAAUGAGAGCCUGUCAACCUUGUACUACUGUAACUGAACUGGAAACGGCAGAUGAGCAAUAAACACCAAGUCAACAAUU
This is a messenger RNA of Acanthochromis polyacanthus (spiny chromis), 1679 nucleotides long. Its product is annotated as transcription termination factor 2, mitochondrial-like. The record is from RefSeq and is a predicted model, not a curated record. Gene Ontology annotation, biological process: regulation of DNA-templated transcription; termination of mitochondrial transcription. The coding region runs from base 83 to 1291 and encodes 402 amino acids. The transcript is spliced from 2 exons. Gene Ontology annotation, molecular function: double-stranded DNA binding. Lineage: Eukaryota; Metazoa; Chordata; Actinopteri; Pomacentridae. Gene Ontology annotation, cellular component: mitochondrial matrix.